This is a messenger RNA of Babesia sp. Xinjiang, 3261 nucleotides long. RefSeq lists its product as uncharacterized. The transcript has a single exon. Bases 1 to 3261 code for a protein of 1086 amino acids. Gene Ontology annotation, cellular component: cytoplasm; membrane; microtubule. Lineage: Eukaryota; Apicomplexa; Aconoidasida; Piroplasmida; Babesiidae. Gene Ontology annotation, molecular function: microtubule binding; GTPase activity. The record is from RefSeq and is a predicted model, not a curated record.
AUGUCGCUCGAAGAUAUGACAUCAAUACCCGCUGAGGCGGUCCUGAAAGCUCAGGAGUACCUCAAGCUAAUCAAAAAAACGGCCGAUCCGAACCUUAUAUUUAUACACUGCUAUCAUAUUAUGAAGCUCGCAGGACUAGACGCAGAAGUUCCAAGGCUAGUGGUUUUCGGGCAACAGUCCAUGGGCAAAACUACUGUACUAGAUUUCAUCAUGGGUGGACCUAUCGGAUAUUCAAGUACCGAUACCGGUACCAAACAACCAGUAGUCAUCAUCAUGCGACCCCUGGAGGUAAUCAAGGAAGUAGCAGCCUCACUCAAGAUACAAAUGGACAGUAGCGAUAUCAUGGGAGGUACCAUAUGGUGUCUCUUCAACGGAAAACUCAUGGACAUCAGAAGCGUACAAGAUGCUAUGCGCGUACAUAUGCAGAGUAUCGGCGAUAAUAUCAUUGCAGAAGAACUGGAAGUGGAAGUUUUCGUCCCAAAUGGCCUUAAUGCCAUAUUCGUGGAUUUACCAGGGAUUAAAGAUGAUUCAAAAAUGGGAGCAGAAUUCACAAGAGAUGUUGUACGUAAUUAUGUACAAAAUAACCCAAAUGACCUAUACAUACUCGUCAAAAAGAGCUCAGAUGAUCCUGCUAACUGGCCAUGGUCACUAAAAGAGUUCAUAACUACCGCACCACCAACAGGUCUAGGACUAUCGCCACACCAAACGGUUGUCGUUGGAACACGGGCUAAAGAGUUCUUAAUCAAUGAAAAAACCGAUAUCAGAACUGCAGAACAACUUAUAGAAAGGGUUAUGAAGAGGGGAGUUAUAGACUCCAAGGGAAACAUGCUGCCGUUGCAUUUGGUAGAACUAUUCUCGCUAAGUAUACAGGCAAAAGAGUCCGGUGACUUUUUCGCAAACAAAGCCGAGAUGAAGCGACAGAUAACCACAGGACAAAGAGAAGUCGAAGAUAUUAUCAGAAACUCAUUCGAGUCAACAAAUGAUACCGUUAACAGAGAUGGCAUGACAGUUGUAGAACGACUUAUACAAAUGUUCAGUAUCAAUGGGUUCCUCACCACACUAGACAGCAAGUAUCAGACAUUGAUAGCAACAACAUUCAGAAACCUUGAAAGACGCUUGGUACGGAAAAAAAUGGAACUUGAACGCAGCCUACAAACACUAGAACAACGUAUGAACAGAUUGAACCCACAAAGCGUACGAGAAUCCAUCGCUCUUUUCAUUAGGCAAUUUGUCGAAGUAGUUCAAAAGAUGAUGACAGGAAAUUAUACCAUAAUGAAACUGCCAAUCGCACCAGAAGAGUUCCUCAAAUACUACGGAGGUAGCCUCAGGGAUAACCUAGAAGAUGGUAAUGAACUCGCACUUAACCUGUUUCCCCAGGGAGAUCUUUACGAAUCUGACUUCUACGAAAAAAUAUCCAACCGUACGGAGACACUUUUCAACAAAAAGUUGACAAUGAUGGACAGCGUUAAACCAGGUAGAUAUGUCAGAUAUUUCACAAGUAAAAUCAAUGCCCAUAUGUUCGGAUUAAUCGAACCGCCGAGGAGAAAUAAAACCAACUCGACUGAUGGAAGAAUCGAAAGUUACAUUUCAAAUGACUACAAAUCUGAUGAAAUGAUCAAUGUGGAAUUCAUACAAAUCAAUAAUGGACAGGAAAAUUCUUUACAUAAAAAUAUAGACAGGAGCAGAAUUAGCCUCUUGACACCACUACCAUCGCUAUCGGUAGAUCAGAUGCAAGUACCACUAUACGCAUGGCAUAAAACGCAAUCGAGCACAGGGUGGAUCCUGGUGAGGCCUAUUGUUAUAGACAGACUUCCGCCGGAAAUAAUGGUACAAAAGUCAAAUUACCGCGAAAUAGAAAUCGCAAAUAAACAAAUCGCUUUCAGGUACCUAGACAUACCAGAUACCGCAAAUGUUGACGAAGCUGAUGUAGAUGCCGCGUCAGAAAAACUAAGUGCAACUUCCGUCAGAGGAACAAAUAAAGAAACCGAUAACAAGGGUAAAAAUGAUGGAGACAAAAGCGCUCGUGACGGUGAUAAAUCAGGACGUGCAACGGAUAAAGGAGCAAAGGAAACUGAUAAAAGUGUUAACGCUGCUGGCGACAAUGAUGUAAAGAACAAUCGUUAUGUCUAUUUCACAACCUGCAGUGAAAUCUUCCUUGAGGACCCUAAGGUCGUGCCGUACUACAACAGCGCUUUGGAAAUGGUCAGUGGAGAACAUGCAGAAGCACAUCUACUCAACCAACUUGCUAUUACCAAUAUUUGUCAUUGGCUUAAGUUCCAAAUUAAACAUAUGGAACCCGAUAGACACUUCACCAGCGAAGUUAUAUAUCAAAUGCUCAGGAGUGUACAUCAUGUAGUGGACCGUGCAGAUUGGGAGCCCCUGAUUGCCGAUCUAGUCCAGUCCAACGUAAGGGGUGCUCUUUUGCACGCGGCAAGACUCUCAGCAUGUGCAGCGGCUGCUGCUCUGAGAAGGGUGUUAAAGGCGUCACUCGCAGAAGUAUUCAGAUGCAUUCAACAAUCGGAAUGUGACCAAACUCUAUACUGUCUUAGCGAAAGCUUGCACUUCCAAGAACAGAUAGAUCAACUAUCCGAGGAGUAUUGCCGUCAAAAGGCAACCGACUGUGCUACUGCAAUGAUGAACCUCAUACUGGAGCAAACUUACUCCAUCCAAUUUGAUGUAGCGGUCGAUAUAUUUGAUUACUGCUACCAGUUUGAAAAAUACUUCGUCGGAAGAGCAGGACACCGUAGCCUUAUGGGUGAAGCACUUUAUAGAGUACGUGAAAACUUCGCAAUGCGCAAGAGGAGACUUGCAAUGACCGAUAUUUUCGAAAAGUCAGACGCCAAGACGUCAUUGGAGCUUAUAUAUGAGGAAGUGAAGGUGCAGUUCUGGGCCACGAAAAUGUUGCUCGCAUCACCACUUGCUACCAAAAUUUACACCCACUUUAUCAAAGAUGUUGUAGAUAGGAUGACAAGUGACAUGAAUGACACGUCAUUCAGUAGCGAUGCUGAAUUGGAGACCUUUUUACAGAAGAACAUAUUGUAUGAAAGUAUCGACGGCAACUGGGUACCUAGAUCGAACGCACGCAUGGCACAAGAUUAUGAUGUAAAUUCCAAAUAUGACAGAUUUGCACAGCACUUCCAUGACACCAAGAACUCUCUGGAGUAUGUUACCGUGGCCCUUGACGCCAUUGCCAAUAUGAAACGUGCCGAUGGAGGACCGGAGUUCCUUGCAAAUCUUGAUAAGGAUUUCUACAAAGUAUAA